This is a messenger RNA of Syzygium oleosum, 1569 nucleotides long. RefSeq names its product probable trehalose-phosphate phosphatase 4. Gene Ontology annotation, molecular function: trehalose-phosphatase activity. Lineage: Eukaryota; Viridiplantae; Streptophyta; Magnoliopsida; Myrtales; Myrtaceae. Gene Ontology annotation, biological process: trehalose biosynthetic process. The record is from RefSeq and is a predicted model, not a curated record. Bases 232 to 1356 code for a protein of 374 amino acids. The transcript has 11 exons.
CGAGUUCUUUCCCCCCACCUUUUCGAGCCCAUUAUUAACAUUCCCCCGACCCCUCUCUUCUCCUUCAUCUCCAUCGCCUGUUUCUCUCCUCUGUUUCGUUCCUUCCCCCUCGCAUUGUUCUCUUCUCCGAAUCCUCUGUUUCUCCUCUGUUUUCGACUCGGUGAAGCGGAGACUCCGCAACCUCAUACCCACAAACGUAGAUCUUCCCUCUCUUCCUUUUCGUUCGGGAACAUGACACGCAUGGUCGUGCGCGCGGAAAUGAAGAAAGGAAAGGUGAUGAAGCAGAGCGGCCGGGUUUUGGACCCAAAGCUCGGCGUCAGCUUCAUCGACGUGAAGCAGAUCCUCCAGGAUUUGCCCAGGAAGUUCCUCAAGGACGGCAGAAACGUGGUGAGAGAGGCUCGAGUGAGCACGUUGCUGGACUCCAUGAGAGCUUCCUCUCCUGCACGAGCAAAGCCUGGCAGCGCGACGGCAAGAGCAGCCUCUCUCAUUGACAAGCAAAAGUCGUGGAUCAUGCGUCAUCCGUCGGCAUUGAGCAAGUUCGAAGAGAUAACGAGAGCUUCGCUGGGGAAGAAGAUAGUGAUGUUCCUCGACUACGACGGCACUCUCACCCCCAUCGUUGAAGACCCCGAUCGCGCUUUCAUGUCUCCCAAGAUGAGAGAAGCUGUGAAGGACACUGCGAGAUUCUUCCCCACGGCGAUAGUGAGCGGGAGAUGCAGAGACAAGGUUUGCAGCUUCGUGAAGUUGAAGGAGCUAUACUACGCAGGCAGCCACGGCAUGGACAUCAAAGGACCCCCUAGAAGUUCCAGCAAUGGUAACAAAGACGGCGAAUCGGUUCUCUGCCAACCCGCGAGUGAAUUCCUGCCCAUGAUCGACGAGGUCUACAAGACCUUGUUGGAGAGCACCAAGUCGAUCCCGGGAGCCAGGGUGGAGACCAACAAAUUUUGUUUGUCCGUACACUUCCGGUGCGUUGAAGAGAAGAGCUGGGAUGCUUUGGCCGAGCAGGUUGAACUUGUGCUCAGCGGGUACCCGAAGCUCAAGCUGACAGCUGGCAGAAAGGUAUUUGAGAUCCGUCCGACCAUCAUGUGGGACAAGGGGAAGGCCCUCAAGUUCUUGCUAGAGGCACUUGGGUUCGGCACUUCCGGCAACGAUGUCCUGCCGAUCUAUAUUGGAGACGAUCGGACAGACGAAGAUGCAUUUAAGGUUUUGAGAGAGAGAGGACAAGGAGUAGGAAUUCUCGUCUCUAAAGUCCCCAAGGAAACAAGUGCCUCUUACUCUUUGCAAGAGCCCUCCGAGGUCAUGAGCUUCUUGCGCCGCCUGGCGGAGUGGAAGCGGCAGUUGCUCCGAGCAACCCUAUAGAGCUCGGCGAAGCCUCGCGAUAUUAUCGAUUUUUCCACCUCCGAAAGUUAUGUAAUUUCCACGGUGUAGAUCAUGGAUGAUACCACAAUUGAUGAGAAUUACGAGUUAAUUGUGAAUAUGUCCAAGAUAAAGUAUUACGAUGUUAUGUAAUUUUUUUUUAUUUUGCGGUGUAGAUCACGAACGAUACUACGAUCAAUAAGAAUCACGAGUUAA